CGUCCACUCACCUCUCUACAGAAAAUCUGAGCGCGUGAGCGUCCGAAAAACUUGCUGUUUCCAGAGCCGGACGCGAAUCUUAGAGAGAGGGAGAGAGAGGGAGAGAGAGCGGAGAGAGGGAGCGGUAGAAGAAGCUCUGCCCGGUCUCCUUCACUGCGGCGCGAGAGGAUCUGCAGGCGCGGAUUCCCGGGAGUCCCUCGCGCUUCACCUGCAGUGUUACUAUUGGACUGCAACCAGAACCAUCCUGGAGUCAGCAAGCCGCUCUGAAUCCUCGUCGCUUUGGGCUUGAGUUCAAGAACUGAGUCGAUUAAUGGAGUUGUGGAGCAGCGUCUCUGUGUAUACUGGGGAAAUGAGCGAGUUCUCACUUCCUGCACCAGAAUAGAAUCCUGAGGAGAUGCCUGAACAGGAGACUGUGGAUCAGUGGUAGACUUUCGCCUGGAGUCUGAGUGGGCGGCUUUGAGAAGGUCACCCAUUAGAGUGUUACAUGCUGCUGGUUGUCAGACAGCAGCAGUGGACGCCAAACUCGGUUGAUUCUGCUGUGUCUAGCUCUGCAGACACCAUGAAAGGAUAACGAGGAGGGCGUGGUCAGGGGGCGGGUGCAGAGCCAGAGGGGCCGGGCUUAGCCUGGAGAGUGAGCGGGUCUUGGAACAAGUCCAGAAGGCACCAUUUCGUUGCCGGUGGGGAGAAGGAGUGCGGUCAGGCGGCUGGCGGCCCUUUGGAUGAUGACCAGCCUGUUCCGCCGCAGUGCCAGCAGCAACGGCAGCCAUGGCAACAGAUCACGAGGUGGAGGCAGCUCUGGCGCCGCGUCCGAGCUCAACAACAGCAAACCGCCGCGACAAGUGCGCCGACUGGAGUUUAACCAAGCCAUGGACGACUUCAAGACCAUGUUCCCCAGCAUGGACCACGAGGUGAUCGAGUGCGUCCUGCGGGCCAACAACGGUGCCGUGGACUCCACCAUCGAUCAGCUGCUGCAGAUGAGCCUGGAUGGACAGGGCACAGACGACAGCUCGGAUUCUGAUGACAGCAUCCCCCCAGAGAUCCUGGAGAGAACGUUAGAGCCGGACAGCUCAGAUGAGGAACCUCCUCCUGUGUACUCGCCACCCUCUUACGACAUGCACAUCUAUGACAGAAAACACCCAGCAGACCUGCCGUCCAUUCCACCACCCAGGUUUGAUGCCCAUCCCCCACCUGGGCAUCGGCAGGUCGGUGGCUACAGGAACUGGAACCCGCCGUUACUAGGCAACCUCCCCGAUGACUUCUUACGGAUUCUGCCCCAGCAGCUGGACAGUCUGCAGCGUUCUCAGAGCAGCCUGUCACAGCCUUCUUCCUCUUCAUCCUCGCUAUCCUCCCUGACGCAGUACUCAGCGGCGUCGGGCAGUGGGGCGGCCCCCAGUGGGUCCGGUUGGGCGUCGGAGCAGGACAGGAAACUGAAGCAGUACCUGGAGGACGAGCGUAUUGCUCUGUUUCUACAGAAUGAGGAGUUCAUGAGGGAGCUGCAGCGCAACCGGGACUUCCUCAUCGCCCUGGAGAGAGAUCGUCAGAGGUAUGAGUCCCUGAAAUCCCAGGGCUAUCAUUCAUCCGCUUGCAUGGAGAGAUACGCAGAAGGAGAUCAUUGUGCCUCAGGGUCUGAGGAGGCCUGUACCUCUGUCUCAGAUGAUGCCUUGUUCCGUGACAAACUCAAGCACAUGGGCAAAUCUACAAGAAAGAAGCUUUUCGAAAUUGCCAGAUCUUUCUCUGAAAAAACCCGACGGAAAAAGUCCAAAAAGAGGGCUCUGCUCAAGCAUCAUUCACUAGGAACUGCAGCCUCCACUGCCAAUCUUCUGGAGGAUGUAGAGGGACUCCCAGCAGAGGAUGACGGUCAGCUCAGGAGACCAGGCGCUCAGGAAAAGGACCAACUGAACAAGGAAGUGGUGUCAUGAUUAGUGUUUUUUUUCCUGCACUUCUGCUGUUGUCUGUGAUGGUGGGACAGUCUCGGUCCUCCCCCUCAUCAUCUGGAUCGGCCGACAGCGAGUCUGCGUGGGCCUCGGAGGCGAGCGCGACAAAAAAGUGUGCCGUCGGCUGGAGAGACUGCUCUCACCUUAGCAAGCCGGAAAGCCGAAAAACUCAUCAGCUUAGGACUUUUCUGUUUGCACUUUGUGAUAAAUAAGUUCACCCAGAUCCCAAAUUCAUUGCAUACAUACAGACUUUGCUGUCGUCAUGAUUCAGACGGCUCGGCGGUGAUUCAUUUAGUCUAGCGCUCGUGUGCGGCCAGAUUCAGGUUCAUUAUCAAGCCGAGGUGCAGCGGGGUGAGGUCAUUUCAGGUGGGGCUAACGCACUGGUCAGUGUCUUUGUGCUGAGACUCAGGACCUACAAGCACAAACUCCUCCACGUUCACCACAGCGAGCGCUUUCGCCUCAGUGGUUCUGCGUCUAAACUCAGGAGCAUUCAGAUGACCAGUGGCUUCAUACUCAACAUCCAGUUCUUUUAACAUAUGUGUAUAUAUAUAUCGAUGCUGCCCUUUCUCUUCUCAGUAUCUUCACCACUGCUGGUUUUGGUGAGGCUUGUACAGUUCUCAGUGUCCUCCUUAUGACUCAGCAGUAUAAACGUGUUUUUGCGGUCUGUAAUGUCGAUUGCAAGACUGAGUGAGCUGAAAGGGGUCCCUCCGGUCCUCGCAGAGUUAAUGAUUGUUAUUCAGUCGUCAUCGUCAUUCCGUCACACUUACUAUUGCCUCUUCGUACAGAUCAUCUACUUUGAUCCAUACUGCUCUUUCUUACUUAAAUUAUAUUGAGUUAAAUGAAAACCAAUUCAAUUAAACGAUCUUUUGAAAAGCGA
Messenger RNA from Pygocentrus nattereri (red-bellied piranha), 2811 nucleotides. RefSeq names its product CUE domain containing 1a (gene cuedc1a). Gene Ontology annotation, molecular function: ubiquitin binding. The transcript has 12 exons. NCBI's taxonomy places the organism in Eukaryota, Metazoa, Chordata, Actinopteri, Characiformes, Serrasalmidae. Bases 720 to 1919 code for a protein of 399 amino acids. The record is from RefSeq and is a predicted model, not a curated record.